AUGGAGCCCCCUGGCUGCGGCCUAGCUUUAACGAAAGGAGGAGAAGCUGAGACCAGCUAUGCCAGAAAUUCUUCCCUUCAGGUUCCUGGCACGAAGAUGGGCUAUUACUACUACUCUCCCCCCCUGGUCUUUAGGGUUUACUCAUGGCGUUUGAUAUGGGUUUUCUGCAGGGAACUAUCCUAGAAGAGGGUUGGCCGAUCACACGAGAAGCCGUCUUCAAGCUCAUCCGAGGUAUCAAUAGCGACAAGCUCAGUGUAGCCGACCUAGGUUGUUCUUCGGGCCCGAACGCCCUUUCCGUUAUCGCCAAUAUUGUGGACGGCGUCGAGGAGGGAUGCCGACGGCUAGGCCGGCCCCCGCCGGAGGUUCUGGUGUUCCUGAACGACCUCCCGGGGAACGAUUUCAAUGCCAUCUUCCUCUCUCUCCAAGGUUUCUAUGAGAGGCGGGAGGCUGUGAGACCGGCUGAGGGCCUGUGUCGUUGCUUCGUGGCUGGAAUCGCAGGCUCCUUCCAUGGGAGGCUCUUUCCGAGCAGGAGCAUACACUUGUUUCACUCCUCUUCUAGCCUUCACUGGCUCUCACAGGUUUAUCCGAUUCGUAGGAGAUGAUAAUUUUCGUUUGGAGAAGAAGUUGUGAUGUUUUGGUUUAUCCAGUAAGAAGGCAACGAUUGAUUGGUAUUCUAAUAAAAGUAAUUCGUCUACAUUAUUAUAUGAAUUGUUGGGAAUCUUUGAUGUAAUAUCCCUUUCAACUCCAUCUCCGACAAGAGUACAUUUCCGAGUGGAAGUUAGAGUGACGUAUAGGCUGACGAACUGACUCUUGGAAUACAUCGUUAUGUUCUUCUUUAAAUUCAAUAGAGCAAGAUAAAUAUCAUAAAUUUGUAAUGCAUCAUGUGUACCAUAGAUCGUCCACUACAUGUCUCUAAGGUCAUUCAUCUAUGAUCUGGAGAAAUUAGAUGAUUUUCUCGAAUGAUAUAAGUUUCUUUUCUUUUGAAUAAUUCAUUGACAAAUGAAUUGCAGGAUCCAUUAAAGAUCCAAGCAGAGAGGGGGAUGGUUUUGAACAAAGGAAACAUCUACAUUUCCGAAGAAAGUCUGCCUUCUGUGGUGGAAGCAUACAAAAGGCAGUUCCAAAGUAACUUCUCAAGUUUUCUUAGAUCUCGAUCAGUAGAGACAGUUGUUGGUGGACGGAUGGUACUGAAUCUAGGAGUCCGAACAAGUUUGGAUCCUGCCCAAGCUGACAUUGUUCGGCUAUUUAAUCGGUUAUCUCGAGUGCUGAAAGAUCUAGUUAAAGAGGUUCGUCUUUCUAACUUUAUUCAUGUCCAUAUAGUCAAGCUAAAAUUAGUGAAAUGUGCUUUUGUCUAUAGUUGUUUGACAUUUAUUCAAUAUAGUUCUGUAUAG
This is a messenger RNA of Spirodela intermedia, 1388 nucleotides long. Lineage: Eukaryota; Viridiplantae; Streptophyta; Magnoliopsida; Alismatales; Araceae. The record is from the annotation of a GenBank genome assembly.